Messenger RNA from Ceratosolen solmsi marchali, 2811 nucleotides. Its product is annotated as TBC1 domain family member 25. Gene Ontology annotation, cellular component: autophagosome. Gene Ontology annotation, biological process: regulation of autophagosome maturation; activation of GTPase activity. The record is from RefSeq and is a predicted model, not a curated record. The transcript is spliced from 10 exons. Gene Ontology annotation, molecular function: GTPase activator activity. Bases 166 to 2745 code for a protein of 859 amino acids. Lineage: Eukaryota; Metazoa; Arthropoda; Insecta; Hymenoptera; Agaonidae.
UUCACAAAGUAGAAUGUACAACUUGUGAUACAUUACAAAUUGUUAAGUUGUAUACGUUAAGAUAUUCAUAAAUUUUUAAAAUUCUACAAUGUUUUAAGUAGACUAAGCAGAUGGCAACUAUGAUGCGUAUGCAUUUAUUGAAGAUAUUACCUUACCAUUAGCGAGAUGGACAGCAGUCCUAGGGAUGCUGUUAGAGUCAAAGUUAAGAAAUGUGAAAUUCGACAUCGACCUGAAUAUCGAAAAUUUAGCGUGGACCCACAAAUAACCACAAUCGAAGUCUUACAAAGCCUCUUAAUUAAGGCAUUCGAUAUUAAAGGAGAAUUCACUGUAUCGUACAGAGCAGUAGACGAAUAUGGCGCAGAAGCUUAUUAUUUUAUUGUAUCGGAUUGGGAUUUGGAUGCAGCUUUUUUCGACGCAUCGGAACCAUAUCUUUAUCUACAAGUAAAUUUGAAGCCAUUCGGAGAAACGAGUGAGUGCGAAAGUGAUUGGGAACAAAAUAUUCAACAUGUGGCUACAAGACCGGAGCUUGGUUUUGCGUACAAGACCCCCAGAUUACCGGGUAUUAUUAUGAAUAAGAUGGAAAAGACAUUGAAUCUUGUUCAAAGAGCCUUUGGUAAUUUGAGCGAAGAAUUAAACCAAGCAAGUAUUCAACCGCCUCGUGAACCUUUAACGGAUGCUGAGUUUCGUAAGUUUUUAGAUCCCAUAGGCCAGAUUAUACAAUCGAAGGAACUGCGUGCUGUAAUUUACUUUGGUGGUAUUGAGCCGAGUUUACGAAAAGUUGUUUGGAAACAUAUACUUAACGUUUACCCCGAUGGAAUGUCAGGACUCGAAAGAAUGGAUUACAUGAAACGCAAGGCUCAAGAAUAUAUAAAUCUUCGCGACGCUUGGAAGAAUCUUAUGCAAAAUGGACAGAAUAUUGGAGAUCUAGGGUAUGUUACUAGUAUGGUAAGAAAAGAUGUUUUGAGGACUGAUCGACAUCAUAAAUUUUAUGGUGGUUCAGAUGAUAAUCAAAAUACUGCAAGUUUAUUCAAUAUUUUGACAACUUAUGCUUUAAAUCAUCCUAGUGUAAGCUAUUGUCAAGGUAUGAGUGAUCUAGCUUCUCCUCUUUUAGUAACAAUGCGCGACGAAGCUCAGGCAUACAUUUGCCUUUGCGCACUAAUGAAAAGGCUCCAGGAGAAUUUUAUGCUAAAUGGCAUUGCAAUGACAACGAAGUUUGCUCACUUAUCGGAAGGUCUUCAGUACUAUGAUCCAGAAUUUUAUGCCUAUCUCAAGUUGCAUCAAGCCGAUGACUUGUUAUUUUGCUAUAGAUGGUUACUCCUGGAAAUGAAACGAGAGUUCGCACUUGACGAAGCAAUGAGAAUGCUCGAGGUCCUUUGGGCAUCCUUGCCAGCAGUUCCACCUCCAAAUGGGGAGCUGUCCCUAGUGGAAGUCAAAUUUCCACCAUCCUCUCCCCCUCCUAGUCCGAAUAUAAAACAAAUUCGAGAGAAUGCAUAUACUAAAGUUUGCGCACUUAGACGGCAAAGUUCAAGUGCCAGUGUUAAUAGCAUUAAAAAACGAAACAUCAAUACCGACGAUCCUUUAACGGAGAAUGACACGGGUGAACUCGAACGGUCCAUUAGUCAUCAACAGUCAAAGCCUGAAAGCGAAUGCCUCGAUGUUAUAAAAAAUCGGAAAAAUACCCCUCCUGAAAAGUGCUUCAGUCUGGACUCCAUACCGAGUUUAAAUCCGAAGAAACUAAUGACAACUUUAUUGGAUUUUGAUCAGAAGUUAGGUUCGUCGGGUGGUCUAGAUCAACAGGUCAAGACUCAAGCAAGCAAGUGCGCCAGGGUCGUUAGGAAUUUAAACGAAUUUUUGAAUUUCACGAGCCUCAAUAAAAGUAGAGUUAUACCUAGUAACGAUUCUGAAGUUCCGAUAAAAAUGUCGACCGAUGAUAGUGCCCUUCACAAUAAUCACGACGAAUCUAAUUCUCCCGAUGACUUGACAGAUUUUCUUCCUAUGACAACGUCUAUUACAAGGGAAUUACGAUUGGAGCUUGAAUCACUCGAUCGACAGGUCUUUGGGCCGUCUCCACCUGUCAAGGACCAGCAAUGUGAUUGUAACAUAUCUAAGCAAGAGCAUGAGAUAAUAGAAAGUGAGGCUGAAACAGAAUUGCCUAAGUGUAGUCCAGCAACGGAUGUUUUUGUUUGGGAAAAUCCUUUGCAUACAUUACAGAACAAGCAAAACCCAGCAACUCCAGAUGAACAGGUCGAGCUAGAAUACGAUGGUGAAAUCAUAGAAGAUCAAAAUGGAGUAAAAUCUGUAACUCCUAUACGUUUAUUUAAACAAACGGCCAGGUAUGACGAUGUCUCUGAUAGUGAUGGAACUGACAGCUGGCCACAAAAUUCAGCGGCGACGGAUUCAGUGACACCACCCGUAGUUCAAGAGCAAUGCGAAGAAGUCACGGAACUAACGAAUCUGAUUCCAGUUGGCAUCAGUGACGACGAACAGCAACUUGGCACUGAUUCGUUACCGCCUCCGAGCGAAUUUGGCGGUGGUAAUCCUUUUUUAAUGUUCCUGUGUAUAACUUUAUUGCUGCAACAUAGAGACUAUGUUAUACGCAAUCAAAUGGAUUAUAACGAAAUGGCCAUGCACUUUGAUAAAAUGGUGCGUCGUCAUAAUGUUACUAAAGUUUUAAAUCAAGCAAGACGAUUAUUCGCAAGCUAUUUAAAAAGACAUGCAAAUAAGUCAGAGUAUGUAAAUUCAUAAGGAGCAGUAGUUGCAGAAGCUAUCCCCCCCCCCGCUACUUUAAUACCUUUAAAACCUGAACAAAAA